Molecule: messenger RNA, 879 nt
Organism: Diaporthe batatas
Lineage: Eukaryota; Fungi; Ascomycota; Sordariomycetes; Diaporthales; Diaporthaceae
Exons: 5
Coding region: 1-879 (292 amino acids)
Molecular function (GO): oxidoreductase activity
Source: RefSeq, a predicted model, not a curated record
AUGGCUUCCAAAUUGACCUUAGAUGGCGGCAUCGCCUUGGUGACUGGAGCCGCUUCCGGUAUCGGCAAGGAGGCCGCACUGGCCUUUGCGGAAGCUGGGGCAAAAGGUGUUGUCCUCGCGGAUAUCAACGUGGAAGGCCUCAAGAAAGUCGCCGAAGAAAGCAAAGGCGUUGCUAAGCACACCAACUACCAAGCCCUUGUUGUCGAGCUGGAUAUAGGUGAUGAGCAGAGCGUUCAGAACCUAGUUGCAACGACGGUUGAGGAACUUGGACGUAUCGACUACGCCGUCAACAGCGCCGGGGUUGAUUUAGAACAAUACCGGCAAUUGACUCCAUUUGUCGACCUUAAUGUCUUCUCUAAGAUGGUCGAUGUCAACAUCAAGGGCGCUGUGUAUUUUGUCAGGGCUGUCAUGGCUGCAAUGUCCAAGCAGGAACCCCUCUCAUACACGGGGCGCUAUGGUAUACGCAGUCUCGGCAGAGGCUCCAUCGUUCUACUCGGCUCAUCGAAUUCCUACAUUGGCGCGCCGGGAAUGGUUUCGUACACAACCGGAAAACACGCUAUUAUCGGUCUCAUGAAGGCCGCCGCUGUCGACUCCUUGGCAUUGCAGAGCCACAUUCGAGUCAACACCGUGUGCCCUGCUUGGGUUGAUACCACUAACACUGCAGUGGUGCAAGACUGCGUUAAGGUCAACCCACUGAUUGGGCAUGCCAUAUCCAACAUGACCCCCCUGAAGCGGGCAGCCACUCCCGAUGAAGUGGCUGACACCAUUGUCUUCCUGUCCAGUCCUUAUGCCAGCUUCAUCAAUGGGACUGAUAUGAAAAUUGACGCAGGCAUGACUUUGCCGCCCCCUCCCCCUCUUCCAGUGGACUACAUUCCCUAG